This is a messenger RNA of Drosophila yakuba, 1391 nucleotides long. RefSeq lists its product as uncharacterized. The record is from RefSeq and is a predicted model, not a curated record. Bases 1097 to 1273 code for a protein of 58 amino acids. The transcript is spliced from 4 exons. NCBI's taxonomy places the organism in Eukaryota, Metazoa, Arthropoda, Insecta, Diptera, Drosophilidae.
ACAAUUUCUAAGCAAUUUAGUUACAAUGAAUACUAGCUUCCUUUGGUUGAUACUUGGGUCAGUUCUUCUGAUUGCGAUCCUUAGUCCUGCGAAUGCGCAGCUGAAAAGAAGGACUAUUGGUGCACGUUGCGGUCAGGGAUGGUGUGUUAUUAGGUCUAACUCAUGUCGAAAUACUUUUGAUUAUUGCUCGAACCCAAAUGAAAAGUGUUGCAUCUUUAAUAGGUGGAGAAAACCUUAAAAGGGGUAUAAUUUUUAAUAAAAGCCCAAAACAGUUACACAAUAAAUAACUUGUAUAUUACGUUUUAAUUUAUUUGUUUACUAAGUAAGCCACAUUCUUUCCAUAUAAAAAACUACAUUUACUUAUUUAGACCCUAACGAAUCAAUUCAAGGUAGCAUCUUAUAUAUACCCAAUCCGUAUAUUUCCGAAUCAAUUUAUUACGAAAUGAUCAGUUUUUUUCGGGUCCUUCUACUGGCAACUCUCCUGACUUUGACCUUUAACCCCGCGCGUGGGCAAAGAAGGACGCUGGGUGAACGAUGCCGAUCAGGAUAUUGUGUAAUUAGGACUCACGCGUGCAUGGAUACGGGGUGGUAUUGCUCAAACCCAAGUGAAAAAUGUUGCCAAUUUCCUGGGUGGUCUCGAGUGACAAGGAGAGGCUAACUAGACUAAAUCCUUAAAAGUGAUGCUUACGUUACUCCUUUCUGCACAUUUUCAAGAUUUUUUCUUGAAGUUACUACAAUCGUCCUCAUUUAAAAGUAUAGAAAUACAUCAAAAAUGUUACUGAUUCUAAUAUUCUUGAGUGAGUAAUACGCCAACUCUGACUUAAUCUAAUAAAUUAAGUAUGGUGAUUUGUCGUAAGAUUUAAAUAACCUAGAUUGCAACACUUUUAGUGUUCAAGUGUGUUUCGCUAAGAAAGGGGAAAGAAUCGGGAAUGCAAAUCAGUGGGAGAUUUUUAUUAUUAUUUUAAACAACACAAAUCAAUUUUAUGGUGUAAUUGGAUCUUGCAUAACAUUGCGCUUACUGCCAAUUGCAAUUAUCAAGCUACAUGCAUCCAAAAGCUAUCAGAUAGAUUCAUUUGAUUUCUAUCAUUAGACAAGGAUGGACCAUCUUUCAUUGUUAUUUCUUAUAAUUUGUUUGAUGUCCGUGUUGCAUUGCUCCACGGCUCCCACACACCCUGAUUGUGGUCCAGCUGGUCGCUGCUACACUGUGAACUCACACUUUGGAAGUUUUAGACAGACAAGAUGUGUUCCUUGCAAACGGCGUAGAUUUGACUAAAGUUUGCUGCUGAUGGACUUUGUUUGCCAAAAUAUAUUUCUUGCAACAAGGUGAAAAAUGAAAAUGUAGUAGCCUGCAAGGAUAAUUAAAGAUGUUGCAAUAACAACUAAAAGAUAAA